AUGGCUCCUCAAACCGCACCGGCGACACCCGCCACUCCUUCGCCGUCAAAGUUGGCGAAGAAGCGCGAAAAAGCCGCUGCUGCGGCGAAGGAAUGGUUCCAGAACGCGGGUCCGGUGACUCAGACAGAAAUGAGGAAUCCCGAGGGACUUGUGCUUUACGGCCACCACUGGGUUGUUCCCGAUGCUCGCGCGAAAGUGGUUUUGUGUCAUGGCUAUGGCAUGCACGCGCGGUUCGACUACCUGCGCCACGACCCUGAAAACCUGAAGAGCCCACCCGUGUACGAAGGCUCCUGGGUACACAAACUCAACAACGCACAGUGCAGUGUGCACUGUUUAGACCAGCAAUCGUUUGGCCUAUCGGAAGGCCACAAGGGGAAGAAGAGCCAUAUUCUCGACAUGGAGGAUCUCCCACGGGAUACACUGCAGUUCCUGUACGAGCAAGUACUCCCCAGCCAGGAUCCGAAUCUCCCCAUCUUCAUUUGCGGUAUCUCCCUCGGAGGAUGCAUCACGGCGCGCGUCGUCCAGCUUGCAGGAGGCGGCCCCUCGUGCAAAAAGAGCAACAAAGUGGCGGCAUCGGGCGAAGGUGCGCCAGAAAAGAGGCCUUUGCCCCUGAGAGGAGCGAUCUGCAUGGCUCCGCUCUUCCGAAUGGACAGACUGAAGAAGAAGAACAAGCGUUUGCUUCCGCUCGCCCGUGCGCUCUCCGCGAUCGUACCAUCUCUCGAAGUGGGAAAGCCCGCGAAGAAUCAAAUGUAUCCUUUCUUCCACGACCUCAUCGAAAUUGACCCUCUCUGCUACACGGGCAAGUCCAGAGCACGGCUGUCGCAUGAGCUGCUUCGCGUUGUGGAAACAGUGCAGACGCAGGCGCCUUUCCUUGCGUUCCCGGAACCGGCUGUGAAAACGAAGGACUCUCCUCUUCCAUAUCCCUUCUACGUCCCUGAGACGCCGUCCUUGCUGAUCGUGCACUCCAAGAACGACACCUUCGUAGACCCCGAAGGCUCCGUGAUCGUUGCAGCCACGCUGGGAGCAAAGAUGGACGGUAGCCAGGAGACCCUUGAGAAAUACCAAGCUGAGUACGACAACGUGGCCAAGUCGGGGAAUGUCGUAAACCAUCCGGACGCGAAUAUGUGGCUUCUCGACAACAUGUGGCACUGCCUCUCCAAGGAGUUGCCAGAAGGCGACUUGCUCAUGGAUCGUGUGAUCCGUGAUUGGCUUCGACCGCGAAUGGGUGCGGGGCCCGAUGCGAAGGCAAUGAAGGAGGCUAAAGAGGAGAAGGAGCAAAAGAAAGAAGUGCAGGAGGAGACGCCUGAGAAGCCCACAGGCAAGGAAGAGGCACCUUCCGGCUCCCAAGAGGGCGAGGCUGCGUCGAAAGAUGCACCUGUGACGGAAGGUGAGUCCGCUCCGGCGGAACCCCAGGAGGCGCCGGCCGGUCAACUUGAGUCGCCACCUCAAGCUGUCGAAAGCUCUCCACCCGACGUGCCUGCCCAAAGUGAGGCGGAGCCUCAGGAACAGCAAGACACAGCGCCAAAUCACCGGGAGCCUGCAACUCCAGAGCCCCAGCAGGCUACACCCGCACCAGUGUCCCAGGCAGCCACACCACAGCCCGAAGCGUCAGCCAGCGGUGCUGAGCAGUCCAAAACUCCCGACCCUGAGAGCCGAGCCGGGGAUGCUGAAGGCGCUGGCGCGGCUGCUUCGGGGGACAACGUGCAGCAAGAUGCUGCCGACGGAGAAGCUCCAGUGCCCCGUGGGCCAAUGGAGUCACACUCAGACGUAAAUCUGUAG
This is a messenger RNA of Neospora caninum, 1779 nucleotides long. RefSeq names its product lysophospholipase, related. Gene Ontology annotation, cellular component: membrane. Gene Ontology annotation, molecular function: lipase activity. NCBI's taxonomy places the organism in Eukaryota, Apicomplexa, Conoidasida, Eucoccidiorida, Sarcocystidae. The transcript has 4 exons. Bases 1 to 1779 code for a protein of 592 amino acids. The record is from RefSeq and is a predicted model, not a curated record.